Trifolium pratense (red clover) is the source of this 2503-nucleotide messenger RNA. RefSeq names its product putative pentatricopeptide repeat-containing protein At1g12700, mitochondrial. Lineage: Eukaryota; Viridiplantae; Streptophyta; Magnoliopsida; Fabales; Fabaceae. The transcript is spliced from 3 exons. The record is from RefSeq and is a predicted model, not a curated record. Bases 168 to 1799 code for a protein of 543 amino acids. Gene Ontology annotation, molecular function: protein binding.
GUGAAUAGAGAACAUUGAAUAUGUCACUCAAUUUGAGACCAAAGAGUACAAACUUAAACCUAGAUGGCUAAACCACGCCCAUCCAUCCCCCAUUGAUUUUCUUCUUAUCCGAAACUAAGUUGCAGCAGCAACCAACCGCACUACCACAGUUGCAGCAUCUCAUUAGAAUGUCAUUUUUAGUGUUAAGUUACGGUGUCGCCGGUGCUAUCCCUCUUUCCACUCCCAACAAUUUGUGUCUUCCAAUUCCCAAUUUCAAUCGUAGCCGAUUUAACUCUCAAGCUCAUUCCAAUUCGCAAUUACGUCACAAUCUUGUCAACCCUACACCAUCAUCCGUCUUCGAACUCGGUAAGAUGUUAACUUCCCAUGUUAGAAACAAUCAGUUUCACACUGCUAUUUCCCUCUCUAAUCAAAUGGAGCUCAAUGGAAUUCAACCUAACUUUGUUACUUUGAACAUCUUACUCAAUUGUUUCUGCCGCAUUGGUCAACUCAAUUUUGCAUUUUCUGUAUUAGCAAAAAUUCUCAAGCUAGGUUAUCAGCUUGAUACGAUAACAAUAAAUACACUUAUGAAAGGCUUGUGUCUUAGUGGUCAGGUUAUUAAAGCUUUGGAUUUUCAUGACGACGUUAUAUCCAAGGGGUUUAAGCUUGAUCAAGUUAGUUAUGGAAUCUUGAUUGAUGGCUUAUGUAAAAAAGGAGAAACAACAGCUGCCCUGCAGUUGCUUAGAAGGAUUGAAGAGUUAAUGGUUAAACCAAACGUGGUAAUGUACAGUAUAGUCAUUAAUAGUCUUUGCAAGGAUAAACUUGUGAGUGAUGCUUUUCAUUUAUAUUCUGAAAUGAUUGUCAAGAAAAUUUAUCCUACUGUUGUCACUUACAAUACUUUAAUAUAUGGCCUUUGCAUUGUGUGUCAAUUCAAAGAAGCUGUUGGUUUGUUAAAUGAAAUGUUGUUGAAAAACAUCAGCCCCGAUGUUGUUACUUUUAAUAUAUUGAUUGAUGGUUUAUCUAAGGAAGGAGAGUUGAGAAAAGCUAAAAAUGUCUUAGCUGUUAUGAUAAAACAAGGUGUGAAACCAAAUGUUGUUACUUAUAAUUCUUUAAUGGAGGGGUAUUUUUUGGUUAAAGAAGUGAACAAGGCCACAUAUGUAUUCAAUACAUUUGCUCAAAGGGGAGUGAUUCCUGAUGUUGUUAGCUACAAUGUCAUGAUUAGUGGUUUAUGCAAGAAUAAAAUGGUGGAUGAAGCCAUGGAUCUCUUCAAAGAAAUGCAUUUAAAAAACAUAGCUCCUAAUACUAGAACAUACAAUUCACUUAUUGAUGGGCUUUGCAAAUCGGGGAGAAUCCCUGAUGCUUGGGAUCUUGUUGAUGAGAUGCAUGAUAGAGGUCAUCCUGCUAAUGUGAUCACUUAUAAUUCAAUAUUGGAUGCAUUGUGCAAAAACCAUCAGUUUGACAAGGCAAUUGAAUUAUUGGUGAAGAUCAAAGACCAACGAAUUCAGCUAAAUAUGCAUACAUACACUAUACUUGUUGAUGGACUAUGCAAAAAUGGAAGACUUAAGGAUGCACUAGUAGUUUAUCAGGAUCUUUUGAUUAAAGGCUACCAUUUAGAUGUGACGAUGUAUACUGUUAUGAUUAACGGGCUUUGUAAAGAGGGCUUGAUUGAUGAAGCAUUGUCCUUAAUGUCAAAAAUGGAAGAUAAUGGUUGCACCCCUGACUGCAUAACUUACACAACUCUUAUUGAUGCUUUGUCCAAAAAUGGAAAGAAUGAGAAGGCGAUGAAACUUUAUCGUGAAAUGAUUGCUAGAGGUCUUUUAUAAGAGUCGAACUAGAGAAAACGUAGUCAUUAUGGAAGAAGUCGAAGCAAUUUCGGCGUCACCAUCAGGACUAUUACCAUUCAGAGGAAGAAUUUGACAAUAUAGUUGAUGACCUAUGAGGAUAUUUUUCAGAGGAAGAAUUUGACAAUAUAGAAACAAAUUGCAGCUCAUAUGAAACCAGAAGAACCAGAAGCACGAAUAGUAACAACGACACGAGGAGAAACGACGACUCAACAGAAGAAACAAACAAAAAACAUCAAAACGACAGAGUUUGAAGAAACAUCUAGAAAAGAGAAACAAUCUGGAAAACGAAACGAGAGAUGAAGAAAAGAUUUCUACUGCGUACGAUUUUUGCUGAGAACGAAAUGACAGAGUUUGAAAACGAUAUUGCUGCCUUCAAUUUCCAGUUGUGGCCACUCUGUAGUUAACUGCGGCUGCUAUAGUGGAAAUGUCUAGAGACCCCCAGACGCUGUGCAAUACUUCGUUAUGAUUAGCGGAUGAUACAGUGAAAGAAGCACUUCAUAGUUGAACAUGUCUCCUUAUCUCCAUAGUAAGUUUUGAUUCAAACACAGUGAACACCUGUAUACGUUUUGUAGACUUGCACAAUGAACAAAGGUUUCUUUGUCUUGUUCCUUAAAGAGGUUUAUUUUAUCUAUAUGUUUUAUUACCAUAGUGCAUUUUAAUGAAGAUUGUUAUUGUCUCUCCAA